AUGGAGCUAACUGCUCUAUGGAUUGCAGCAGAGGUUGCGAAGGGAAAAAUUGCAGCUCCUCAGACGGAACAUGCAACUGCAGGAGAAAUUAUAACGGUGACCAAUGUGAAAACUGUACUGCAGGUCGCUGAUCGAAAUGUUCCGACAGAGAGAGAUAAAUUAAAGCAUGGUGCAACUAUUGGUGGUGCUAUUGGUGCUCUUCUUGUAGUAGCAGCAGCGGUUAUAUUUGCUGUCACCAUUCUUAAACGAAGAAAUAAGUUAUGCUGCAAAAAGCCACGAGAUGAACAACUGAGCGAAGAAACACCUGAGCCAGUUGUGUACGCUACAGUGCAAAACAGAAGACACACACACGACCCCGCUCUACAAAGGGAGUCAAGUCAUUAUGGCGGACAGGCACAAACACCUCACACUUCAUUUACAGAGCACCAUGCUGAAACUGGAAACAACUUAUACGAGGACAUUUUAAAAGCAACUGAUGAUUCAAACAUUGUUCAAGAGAACGUUGAACAAGAAGCAGGACACAGAGUGAACAUACGAACACAACACGUUGAACUGGUGAUGACCGACGAAACAACUGAAGAUGAUGGACUUGAAAUGAGGAUGACCAAGAAGCACGAGCAAUAGCAGUCAAAUUUGAAGAGAAGGGCGGUACAUAUUGCAACAAUGUUGAUACAAUAAAUAAACAAAAAGUCGCUGUUAACAGCUUAACGAAAUACGUGAUUGAAAAAACUGACACAGAUAUUGAAGAAGAAUUUGAGAAAUUUCCGUAUGGAUUGACAAAACCAUACGCCGUGUCGCAGAAGCACGAACAUAUUCAACGAAACAGAUAUAAAGGGAUUUAUCCAUGUAUGGUUUGCCUUUUAAUAGCAUUUGGCGUUAAGGAAAAUUAACAUAAAAAUGCAUUUGGUUGGACAUGUUUAUCUCUCCCUGUAAUCGUGUUGCAUGUCUACAAAUUUCCCAUGUUUAUGCUUCGAUGUAU
Mya arenaria is the source of this 979-nucleotide messenger RNA. RefSeq lists its product as uncharacterized. The record is from RefSeq and is a predicted model, not a curated record. Bases 1 to 624 code for a protein of 207 amino acids. NCBI's taxonomy places the organism in Eukaryota, Metazoa, Mollusca, Bivalvia, Myida, Myidae. The transcript has 7 exons.